UUGUUUUGCUAUAAUUACUCCACUCAAAUGGCGCUGUUUGAUUGCAGUUGAUAGAGUGAUGAAGUAAAGUUGAUUAUUUGAUUGUCUUUCGACACAGCUUUGUUGGAUGUUUUAUCAGGCUCACGGAUGGUAUUGUUUUAACAGUGAAUCAUCCACACGAAGGGCUUAUUUAUAACAUGCCCCAUACGCUUUGUUAGUGUGAUUUGAAAUGGCCUGAGUAUGGCGGCCAUUAGCAGUGGAAAUCAACCUGAAAGCCACAAACCCUUACUCAAGCGUUUUUUUUGUACAAAUUGAUAGAAGUUUUAUACUUUUCUUUUUUCUCUUUUUUUAUGGAAGUCUUAUAAGUACUCAGUUAAGGGGUGAUUGUGGUUCAAGAUGCUACCAGACGAUUUUCAACGCAACCGGUCAUUUACUGUGGGUUGACCCACCAAUGAUUCCCGAUUGGGAGUGUUCCCAGUGUGUUUCGCUCACCGAUCACCAAGACCACUAGGUACCAAUUAUGUGUCUGGAGCAGACAUAAAAUCCACUCAACGGGAACUAUCGUUCCGGAAACGGUACGCUGCACAUCGAUCAGUGCCAAUUCUUUCGUACCCGGCGUUCUGCUGGUGAAUUAAUAUUUGUUUGUCGUAUAAAAAGCGAUCGUUACUUACGCGACGGUGGCAUUCACUGACCGACCUACAGGUGGAGCUAUUGCUUUCACCCAUUUUCAAGAUGCCGCCAUCAAUCAAAGGGUUGUGUGUGCUGUUGUUUCUCACAGUCAGUGUGGUAAGCGUGUCUAGUUCGUUGAUACACGAGCUUACCGUGGAGGCGGGUGAGCUGGUAAGAAGCUGUCUGCGUCGACCUACCGUGUCUCGAUGGGAUUGUGUGAAAAACGAAAGCCUUACCGCCGUACAUCAGCUUUCGGAUGCGCCCAGAAUAGUGCUACUCGACGGUGUUCAUCUUAUACAGGUGGAAGGCAGCAAGAGCGAGAUGGAAAAUGGCGUCCAUAACCAAUAUGGCGGCACCGUGAUGAGCACGUGGAGUAACUCCGUACUGAAUGCGCUAAGACGGCUGCUAGAUACACACGUGCUGGAAGUUGAUUUAUCGCACCGAAAUGAUCCAGAAGAUGGUGCCGAUGUUAAGAAUCCCCGGACAGUGUUAGCGAUACGCUUCGGAGAGCAACAAAAACCUUCACUUCCGGUGACAAUUGCAGGCGAGAGUGAAGGACGUCAUCGGCGCCGCCAACAGAUGAUACCGAUGAUGAUAUUCGGUGUAACGGUGUUCGGUAUGUUUAUCAUCCCGAUCGCGUUCCAGUUCCUGACCGCGCUCAGCGGCAAAGCGUUCCUGAUGGCGAAGUUAGCCCUACUGCUUGCCUCCAUUAACGGCCUUAAACGGGUCGCUUCUGCUGGUGUGCACUAUGGCCUGUACCAUGCCGUCGAUCAUUAUCCCGUACCGGCGCAUCAUCCACCGCCACCAUUUCACCAGCAUCCACAUGCCGGCCCGCUGCUGUACGAUCGUGCCGAAGGAUUGUACGCGGAAGGACCACGCCGUAGUGGCAGUACAUUGGCGCCAUUUCUCAGCCGUCUAGCAAGCAGUUUGUCCUUCUAGCGCCUGGACCACAACCAAUAAGACGUGUUCCAGUGAGCUUUUAUAGUUUUAUUUAUUGUGUUCCGCUUCCGCUUUUUUUUAUAGCACAUGCUUGUCAUUAGUGUCAUUAGUUUUGAGGAGGUCGUUGAAGAGUGUGUGUGGAGUUGCCCAAAUGUCGCAAAUAUAGUUCCGUUAGCAAUGGAUUGGAAUAGUGUUUAUUUUUUGCCGACCCUUUAUUUAUCAUUUUCCCUCCGCAUGAGAGGGCAAUAAAAACCGAAAAUAUCCCAUUCUUUUCACCAGCUGCGUCAAUCCUAAAUCGAACAUCAUCGAUCGGGACACGUGGUUGAGAAAAGGGGGUCGGUUGGGAACAACGUGAAAAGGGUAGUUCGAUUGUGGGAAAUCACACUUUUCCAUCGAGUUUGUGUGUUUAUAUCGUUCAUUUUUUUUUGUUCGUUCGUAAAAGUUUUUUCCCUUUGACGUGGGCGAUGUCAACUCCAAUGGACGACAGCAGUAUAUAGCGUUAUGGGAAGUGACGGUAGAGGAGGUGCUGCCCGGGGGUGUGCGGGUGAACAGUUGAGUAGUUGCAAUUCGAUAACGGAACAAAUUGGCCCACUGUCUUGCACAUCUCGUAUCACCCUUCCUCGCAAACCUACCACAAUUCUUCCCUCUGUUCCUUACGUCAACAUCUUUUGUCCUUUAUCAGACUGAAGUAGCUGAUCCUUUCGGAGCGCUUGUAUCCAUUUUCAUUCCGUUUCCAUUUUUUUUAUAUUUUAUCCUUUUUGAAUGUAAAACAAUAUAGUAGCAAAGUAAUUCUGUUGUACAAAUUAGGGCGUUGUGUAAAAAAAAUUAAUUAAAUUAAAAAUUAACAACAACGCCUAAAUGUAUACAACUCGCAUAACAAAAUUUCCCUUUCUGUGCAAUUGAUAAUUUGUUAAAAGUUGUCAAAACAACAUGGCAAGGAAAUAUUUCCUUUAAUUAUUCCCCUUCUUUUCAACUGUUUUUUUUUAUCCUUUAUCGUAAAGGGGUUCAACAACUAACUGAUCCAUUGGUAAUGCUCGAACCUAAUUCAUUUCCAAGCUUUACAAACAUACAACACCCUAUCCUUCUCCCCCCCCUUCACUGUGUUACACAUACCUCUUCUAUAUCUUCCGCCAUCUUGGCAAAAGCGUUUAAUUGCAAAUUCCUUCUCAAACAUUUAUCAUUAGAUCGGGCAAAGUGUUGUAAUAUUAUCGCUCCUUCUACUGUGCUGUGCUUUGUUGAUUAUUGUGCACGAAGGUUGAAAUCUCUGCAAUCGUUUUCUUCAACCUUGCCUCCCACUUACGUCCCUCCCUUACUCUUAUGAAGGAAAAAAAAUCAUCGUGAAGUGUGAUGCGACCAUUUUGAGUGAAAGUUUUGCAAACUUUUGUCGUUUUGCUCUUUAUCUCCCUGCUUCACGUAUAUACACAAUAUCUUGGCAAAGGACACCGCAGGAAAUAGUGCAAACUUAUCCAAUGGAGCCUUUUCCGUUAUUCGCUAUGGAAAACCCCUUGAAUGGUAUGGCAAGCGAGGAUGCGUUUGGGUCCGUUCAUCGUUUUUUGUUGUUGUUGUAUUCAAUUCCAAUUCGCUUCCGGUACCGUAUGGUAUGGGAUCACGUUUCUUCCCCGUUGUUGGUUGCAAGGUACGCAACGAACGAGGCCCGCUUGCGAAGAUGCGAAUGAGGAAGUAUAAUAGGGUGGAUGUAAAAAAAAAAAUACAAAUAUCUAGACGAAAGCGAAUAUUCGGUGCUGUAUUCGGGCUCGGGUUGAUCAGAAACGGGGUUUGUAGUGUUGCUUUUGUCGCUUCUGAAGAGUUGCUUAACACUUAGGUAUGUUGGUCCAUCCACUUGCCAUAACAUUCCCAUAUGGAUUUGGUUAUUGCAGGGUUUGUAACGUCGUAUUACAACAUGAGCGUAUUUAU
Messenger RNA from Anopheles funestus (African malaria mosquito), 3501 nucleotides. RefSeq lists its product as uncharacterized. Bases 712 to 1587 code for a protein of 291 amino acids. The record is from RefSeq and is a predicted model, not a curated record. The transcript is spliced from 4 exons. Lineage: Eukaryota; Metazoa; Arthropoda; Insecta; Diptera; Culicidae.